AUGCUUUGUGAUACUCCGGAUCUUCCGGAUACACUUUUUCCGCUUGACAGUUUGGGAAAUUCAAGCUCUCCACCCUCCCCUCCCCAUCACUCUUGUAAAAAGUCCUACCGCUCUCCUUCAUCCCAUCGAAUUCAUCAUGUUGCUGAUGCGGAUCGACAGUCGAAAAAGCGCAAGCUGAAUCGAGACGCGGCAUAUCGGUAUCGACAAAAAGUGAAAAUGAAGAACGGAAUGCUGCAAGACGAACUUAAUUCAGCUAUUCAAGCCUUCAAGGAAGCUCGCAAUAUGUAUGAAUUCUCGCGUAGCGCAUUUGAUGCUCUUAAGAAAAUUGUUCUUGACAUGGGCGUUAUUGAUGCUCCAUCUUGUCACCAAACUCACUCAAUAUUGUGUUAA
Messenger RNA from Hydatigera taeniaeformis, 390 nucleotides. The record is from the annotation of a GenBank genome assembly. Lineage: Eukaryota; Metazoa; Platyhelminthes; Cestoda; Cyclophyllidea; Taeniidae.